GAUUUCCCAGCGUAUAAAACACGUUAUAUUUCUGAGUAUCGGUUAUUUUGUUUCCACCUUUCGUGACAGAGCCAUCUAGUGAAUAGCUCGUGAAACUCGUGUGCGGCUAGUAAAGUGCAUAUUUUGUGAAGUGUUUCAAGUUAAAUCGUAAAAAAUCAAAAUGCCUGGUCGUCCUAUUUGGCAGUGCGCUGGUAAACGUGAACCAGAAAAGGAAGUGGAAGCUCAAAGAUGGAUUGAGGCUGUCAUCGGCGAGAGAUUCCCACCGAAUCUACCUUACGAGCUUGCCUUAAGAGAUGGCAUCAUUUUAUGCAAGCUAAUGAACAGACUGAAGCCUGGCCUCAUCACCAAGGUCAAUGUUUCAGGAGGUGACUACAAAUUCAUGGACAACAUCAGCCAAUUUCAGAAGGCAUGUGUGAAGUAUGGAGUACCUGAUGUUGACCUAUUCCAAACCACAGACUUAUGGGACCAAAAGAACAUUGCUCUUGUUACUCAAACUAUCUUCGCUAUCGGAAGAACGGCAUACAAACACCCAGAAUGGCGCGGUCCCUUCCUCGGUCCGAAACCAGCUGAAGAAAAUCGUCGGGAAUUCAGCGAGGAUGUCCUCCGGGCCGGCGAAGGCGUUAUCGGUCUUCAAGCUGGCACCAACAAGGUCGCUACGCAGUCUGGUCAAAACUUCGGCGCAUCACGCAAAAUUAUCCUUGGAAAGUAAACAAUUAAUACCUAGGGGCUAGUAUACAUUAUUUUGGUAAUGUGCGUUUAGAAAACUUUCUUGUCUCAAACUUUCAUACAAACAGAAGCGCGCACUUGUAGUCAAGCGCAGCUUCUCUAAACGCACGUACCAAGGCUCGCGUUAAAAUAACUAAUGUGUACUAACUUGGUACUAGUUCUAAGUAUUUAGGGAAAAGAAAGAAGGUUAACGUUAAC
Messenger RNA from Diatraea saccharalis (sugarcane borer), 924 nucleotides. The record is from the annotation of a GenBank genome assembly. Lineage: Eukaryota; Metazoa; Arthropoda; Insecta; Lepidoptera; Crambidae.